This is a messenger RNA of Athalia rosae (coleseed sawfly), 1260 nucleotides long. Its product is annotated as UDP-xylose and UDP-N-acetylglucosamine transporter-like. The coding region runs from base 66 to 1073 and encodes 335 amino acids. The record is from RefSeq and is a predicted model, not a curated record. The transcript has 5 exons. Gene Ontology annotation, biological process: transmembrane transport. NCBI's taxonomy places the organism in Eukaryota, Metazoa, Arthropoda, Insecta, Hymenoptera, Athaliidae. Gene Ontology annotation, cellular component: Golgi membrane; endoplasmic reticulum membrane. Gene Ontology annotation, molecular function: UDP-xylose transmembrane transporter activity; UDP-N-acetylglucosamine transmembrane transporter activity.
UUAGUUGAUUAGUGACUUUACAACCUGCUAGAAGGUGAAAUUGUUUAAUUCUUAUUUCGGCAAGAAUGAAAGAGAUUAUUACAAUUUCUCUAGUAAUUUUAGGGUGCUGCGUUAACGUAAUUUUUUUGGAACUUCUGAUUCAAGAGGACCCUGGAAGCGGUAAUCUUAUCACUUUCUCCCAGUUCUUUUUUAUUGCUCUCAAAGGAUUCAUAUUUACCUCAAAAUGUGGCACGGUAAAACCAACUAUAGGACUCAAGAAGUACAUGACCUUGGUUGUUAUGUUCUUCCUUGCCAGCGUCUGCAAAAAUUAUGCUUUAGACUUCAACGUACCCAUGCCUUUGAAUAUAAUAUUCAGUGCUGGUUCUCUGAUAGCAAAUAUAAUCAUGGGGAUGAUAAUACUGAAAAAGAAAUAUGUCUUCAGCAAAUAUAUGUCCGUUUGUUUAAUCACCUUUGGAAUAUUGAUGUGCACCGUAGCAAGUGGAAAAGAUGUAAAGUCGACUCGGGUCCUCCAAACCGAUAGUUCUACAACCGAACCAUGGAAUGAUUUUUACUGGUGGAUUUUCGGCAUUGCUUUGCUAACUGUUGCUCUAUUUAUAUCUGCUAGGAUGGGAAUUUAUCAAGAAGUAUUGUAUGCUCGUCAUGGCAAACAUGCCAAGGAAGCCUUAUUUUACACGCACUUGCUGCCGUUGCCUUUCUUUUCAACUCUAGCAACCAAUAUUCGGGACCAUUUUCUGAUAGCCAUUUAUUCAGAUUCUUUAUAUCUACCUAUUAUUCGCACAAAUGUGCCAAAGUCAAUCGUUUACCUCGUUGGAAACGUAGUCACUCAGUACAUUUGCAUCAGUUCUGUUUACGUGCUUACGACGGAGUGUACGUCGCUGACUGUGACGCUGGUUGUGACGUUGAGAAAAUUUGUGUCCUUAUUAUUUUCUGUCGUGUAUUUUUCGAAUCCAUUCACCAUUCACCAUUGGAUAGGAACGCUUCUUGUUCUUGUUGGGACGAUAAUUUUCACGGAAAUGGUGCCCAAAAUUAAAGAGCAUCUGCGGACACCUUCAAAAUUGAGAAAAAUCAAAUAAUUUACAAUGAAAAUCUCAGUAACAGUAGAAAGGUAGUUUCAUUAUUUAUCAAGUUGAAAAGGAAUAAAAAAGUUAUUCGUGAUCAAAAUUUGUUUCGCGAUAUUUUGAUGUAUUACAUUCUUAUGUAUUUUGAUGCCACAAAACCGUAGACUCUUCUUAUAAUAAAACGUCACAAUUCCUUACCUUA